This is a messenger RNA of Esox lucius (northern pike), 1891 nucleotides long. Its product is annotated as DEP domain-containing protein 7. The coding region runs from base 198 to 1790 and encodes 530 amino acids. The transcript is spliced from 9 exons. The record is from RefSeq and is a predicted model, not a curated record. Gene Ontology annotation, biological process: intracellular signal transduction. Lineage: Eukaryota; Metazoa; Chordata; Actinopteri; Esociformes; Esocidae.
AGUCGGGGAUAAGCCAUCGUGAAUGGUGACAGGUCACACAACCUUACAACAAAAGUGGAACUUUAAAAGCUACACUAUUAAUUGUGCUACACGGACUUAACUGUUCAUGCGUCGUUAGCAAUUAAUGGAGGUUUCCCAUUCUCACCUGCAGAAUGUGGGUAUAAAAGGGCAAUGUAGCUCGACAUCUUGUAAUCGAUAUGGCGACAGUGAAAGAGAGAGCUGCGGCGCUGAAUUUGGCAGGAAAGCUGUGUCUGCGGCCGCCAGGUCAUGGCAUGGUCAACAAACCAGUCCAGGCCUCUGUUAUUUGGAGUGGUGUCAUUGCCAACCUCAAAGGUUCAGUAAAAGUGAAGCGAAGGCGGCUUCACCUGAAGUUUCAUAAUGACUGCUUUCUGGGGUCAGAUGCAGUGGAUGUAGUUUUGGCCCAUAUAGUCCAAAGCAAGUUAUUUGAUGCUCCUGAUGUCUCAAGGGACAAUGUGAAGCGUGUCUGUCAAGCCCUCCUAGACUGUAAGGUGUUUGAGUCAGUGGGAGCAAAAAUAUUUGCUAAAGAUACGCAAGAUGUCUUCCAGGACAGCAAGGGUUACAUCUACAGGUUUCUAAACACAGAAAUGCCCUCUGUGGAUGAACUGGAAAAAGGAGUAAUUUCCCCUGGUAUUCAACACAACUUUUGCAGUGCUAAUGGCAGGCAUGAGGAGAGAGUCUAUUCACAUGGUACACCUUUGAAUGUCAAUCCCUUGUUGAGUCCUAUGAUGGGAAAUACAAGCAUCAGUCCAAGCAAAGACUACAUUGAUUCUUCAUUACCACAGACCUUGAUUGAUGAAGUGUGGCAGGAAGAGACCAUUGUAAGACUGCUGCAGCUGGUAGAGCUCCCUCUGCUGGAUUGUCUGUUAGGAGGCAAAGAGGCCUCCCUGCCUCGUGGGGCACAGAAAGACCUAGACAUGGUUUGCACCAACUACCUGGACCGUGAGGUCCUCAAUGCUUUCAAAGAAUCUCAGGAGGAUGAUUGGCUUAGAGCAGCACUGGACUGUCUGGAGUUCCUGCCUGACCAGCAGGUGGUGGAAGUGAGCCGUGAGCUGCCCUGGUGUCCAGAUGUGGGAGGCCCUGGCAAGAGCCAUCAGCAAUGCAAACUGAUCCUCUAUGAAACACUGGUGAAAUAUUACAGUCAACCGGACUGUUUGCCCCUGCUUAGCAACCACAUGUUGGACGUCUACACAGGGAUUGCUGAACUGCUAGUGAAUGCCAAGUUUGAUAAAGCACUGGAGGCGCUGCAGUUGUGUUUGAAGCUACUGUACCCAUAUAAGAGGGAGGAGCUGCGCACAUUGUUGCGCUUCAUGGCUGUGGCUGCAGACCCGCUAGAAGUCAAGCUGGACAAAGAGAUCAAGAACAAAAUGGUUGUGAGAAAAGGUUUUUGCAGAGCAAUCGUCAACACCAAAUAUCUAGCGAAAGAAAAGGUUGACCUUCUGGUGCUCUUCAUCCUGGACAAUCACCAUGACAUUUUUAAGAUACCAGGAUCUUUGCACAAGCAGGUCAGUGAAAAACUUGCUGAAGUUGUGCAGGGGAAACAACCAGAAAUGACAGGCUCCACCUUCUGUCAGCAAGUCUCAACAAAGAUCUAUACAGACUGUUCUCAAAAAACAACAAAUGAAGAACUGUUGGGUCUACUGAGAAAUAUUAGUGAAGAUCCAAAGCUCAGUAUUAAAGAGAGGAAACGCCUCCUCGGGCAAUUUUACCAAGGCCAUCCAGAAAUAUUUGUUCAGUAUUUUGGAGAUUCUGUGUCAAUGGUCAUUGUGUAGUCAAUGUAAAAUUAUCAUUUUAUUUAUUUGUAUGGGACCAGUAUAUAUGUAUGCAUUUGAUUUUGGAUGAAAGUUAAAUAAAGUCUAUCAACUAAUAGAAA